GGUCUCACGUACGCUCGCAGGUUGCAGUGCAAAUGAGACCGCACUCCCCGAUCAGCGCCGUCCCCAAGCACCAUGCUGGACCCCCGCGAGACCUUUUCGGGCGUCAUGGGCGCCUUCUGCUGCGUGUAUGCGGGGCUUCCAUUCGAGGUGGUGAAGGUGCGCCUGCAGACGCAGGGCACUAAGAAUGCGUACACCGGUGUGACCGACGCUUUUCGCCGAAUCGCCACCGAGGAAGGAUUGUUCGCGCUCUGGAAGGGCGCGGUGCCGGCGCUGUCCAGCUCCAUCAUCGAGAACUCGGUGCUUUUCAGUGCCAAUGGAUUCGCGAAGCGCGCCGUGCUGGCACUGCAUGCUAAGCAACGCGCGGCGCACGAGGGUGAGUACCAGCUCACGACGCUGGACGAGGCCUUAAUGGGCGGCUUCUCUGGCUGCUUCUCCGCUACGGCCAUUACCGUGCCGGAGAACAUCAAAUGCAAGCUGCAGUUCCAACGCGGUCACUUGGGUGAAGGACGCUAUCACGGUCCUUGGGACUGUUUGGUGAAGGUGGGCAAGGAGGAAGGCAUCACUGGUCUGUUCCGAGGGUAUAGUGCACUGUUGCUGCGCGACGUACCGUUCAGCUUCUUCUUCUUCGGAUCGUAUCAAGCCUUCACUUCCGGUACGGCCAGGCUGUUAGGCAAAGAGUCCAAGAAUGACUUGAACCCUGCCGCUAUCCUGGCCAGCGGUGGCCUCGCUGGCGCGACCAGUUGGGCCAUCAUGUUUCCCGUGGAUGUGCUCAAGUCACGUAUGCAGACAGCGAGCUCAACGGGUCCGCUCUCGUUGCGUGGGGCUUUCCGUGCAGUCUACUCGGAAUUUGGCAUCCAUGGGUUCUACCGAGGUUGGUCGGCUGCAGUGCUGCGUGCGUUCCCGGCCAACGGCUCACUCUUCCUCGGCGUGGAGAUGACACACCGCGUAUUCCGUUGGCUGGACGCGAGGCACGCCGCCUAGAUCGAAGCCUAAUCGCCUAUAAAUUUCAGCUAUACAGUCGCGAGUGACGAGGAUGACCCUCAUAAAUAGCCAACUGCCGGUGCAGCAUUAGAAUAGUAGCGAUGACACUGGCCUAAUCUCAAUUAGAACCAUGCGACGAUGGUUGCAACGUCCAGCGUUCUUAUCUUCUUGCUUCAGAAAUA
Phytophthora nicotianae INRA-310 is the source of this 1163-nucleotide messenger RNA. RefSeq lists its product as hypothetical. The transcript has 3 exons. Gene Ontology annotation, molecular function: ATP:ADP antiporter activity; L-ornithine transmembrane transporter activity. Gene Ontology annotation, biological process: mitochondrial ADP transmembrane transport; mitochondrial L-ornithine transmembrane transport; mitochondrial ATP transmembrane transport. NCBI's taxonomy places the organism in Eukaryota, Oomycota, Peronosporomycetes, Peronosporales, Peronosporaceae. The record is from RefSeq and is a predicted model, not a curated record. Gene Ontology annotation, cellular component: mitochondrial inner membrane. The coding region runs from base 73 to 981 and encodes 302 amino acids.